CUACUCCACUCACAACCCACUCCACGCCGCCGCGGCGCCGCCCUCCCACCACGUCUUCUUCUUCUUCGUUGCUUUCUCCUCUUUCUUUCUUCUUGCCCUAAUACACCACUCCACAGUCCACAGCCGCCGGCAGCCGCACCAGGUUCUUUCCCCAUCUUCUUCUUCUUCUUCCCCAAUUAUUUCCUUUCUUCCUUUUCUUUCCUCCUCCUCCUUUUUCAUCGCAGUCGCCGCCGCAGCCACACCAGUCGCCGCCAAAUAUAAUAUAUAUAAUAUAUAUAUGAUCGGUCUGCAGAGCUUCUACUUACCCAAAUCGGACCCGCAGUUGCCGUCGACGAACUCCUCCCAAGGAGUUCUUCUUAAGUCCUCCUCCGAGAUUUGUUCGACGCUUUCUUGUCUCCUCUACCGUCACCAGAGAAAUUGGCUUUCAAAACUCUUUAACUUCAAGUAAACCCGAAAAUUCAACUAGAGUACCGGCGGCAGCAUGGACGGCAUCGGCGCCGCUGAGGUGUGGAAGGCGGAAGAAGCAAUAGCCGGAAAUGUGGAAGCUUUGCAAGUUCUACGGGAGUUGAUAUCUUACCCUGUGCUAUACUCUCGGGAGGCUCGAAUUCUUGGUAUCAAGUGGCCGUGUGGUGUGCUGCUCUACGGUCCUCCCGGUGGAGGAAAGACAAGCUUGGUUCGUGCGGUUGUUCGUGAAUGUGUUGCGCACUUGAUUGUUAUUAGUGAUUACACUGUUCGGAGAUCACAUGUGGGUGAAAGUGAGAAAAUUUUGCGGGAGGCUUUUGCUGAAGCAAAAUCUCAUGCGAAAUUGGGAAAGCCUUCAGUUGUCUUCAUUGAUGAAAUAGAUGUUCUUUGUCCUCGGGAAUCUAGAAGGGAACAAGAUAUUCGCAUAACUACUCAGUUGAAGACUCUAAUGGACUGCAACAAAUCCCUUACCGCAUCUGAAUCCCAUGUUGUAGUGGUUGCAUCAACUAAUAGAGUGGAUUCUAUUGACCCUGCACUAAGACGCUAUGGGCGCUUUGAUACUGAAGUUGAAGUCUCCACUCCCAGUGAAGAUGAGCGCCAUAAGAUACUUAAGCUAUAUGCAGGGAAGCUUCCUUUGGAUCCAACGGUUGAUCUAGGAGUUAUAGCUGCAUCUUGCAAAGGUUACGUUGGGGCGGAUAUUGAGGCUUUAUGCCGUGAGGUUGUGUCUAAAUGGAGAAAACGUGUGGAUGAGCAUCAAGAUGGUCCCCAUAUGAUAACGAUGGAUGACUGGUAUCAAGCUAAAUCUACGAUUGGUAGUCCUAGUAUAACAAGAGGUGUUACUAUGGAAAUCCCUAAAGUCUCUUGGGAUGAUAUUGGAGGAUUAUACGAUGUGAAGAAAAAGCUUCGGCAGGCAGUUGAGUGGCCUUUAAAACACUCUUCAGCAUUUUCGAGGCUUGGAAUAUCACCCACCCGUGGAAUACUUCUUCAUGGUCCUCCAGGGUGCUCAAAGACAACCCUUGCAAAAGCUGCUGCAUGUGCAGCACAAGCUUCUUUUUUCUCUUUGAGUGUUGCAGAACUUUAUUCAAUGUAUGUUGGUGAGGGUGAAGCUCUAUUACGGAAUACCUUUCGGACUGCUAAGCUUGCUGCACCAAGCAUAAUAUUUUUUGAUGAGGUUGAUGGGGUUGGCUCCAAAAGAGGAGGAAGCUCGGAUGGGAGCUCGACUGUUGGGGAAAGACUUGUGUCUAUGUUACUAACUGAAAUGGAUGGGUUAGAGCAGACCAAAGGAAUUCUUGUUUUGGCUGCUACAAACCGUCCUCAUGCUAUUGAUGAUGCACUUAUGCGCCCCGGACGUUUUGAUUUAGUGCUUUAUGUUCCACCGCCAGAUUUGGAAGCUCGCCUUGAAAUCCUUCGCGUGCACACGCGCAACAUGGAAAUAGAUGCGCGUGUCGAUCUCAGGCAUGUCGCAGAAAACACUGAACUCUUCACUGGAGCUGAGCUGGAGCAGCUAUGCCUGGAAGCGGGCAAUGUCUGCCUCCGAGAAAGCAUGUCUGCCCCAGCCAUCUUACACCGACACUUCGAGACUGUAAUGAGAUCGCUUAGACCGGCGCUAACUCGGGAAGACAUCGACUCUUACGCCUCGUUCCGAAAGAAGAAUCGAUCUUUGAAGUCCGCCCAACCAUUUGAAGAAUCCAUCUCCAAUGCCCUCUCCGACCUCAGCAUCAAACUCUAAACUAGAUAGAUUAAAUUUCAAGAAUUCAGCUUUAGUUAGCAAUUAUUGAUGUUGUUCCUUAUAAUGUGUCUCAUAGAUUAAAUUUCAAGAAUUCAAGAAUUCAGCUUUAAUCGUUGUACUGUAGGUGUAAUAAUGUGAUAUUUUGAAUAUAAAAUUGAUUUUUAGUAUAAUAAAAAA
Andrographis paniculata is the source of this 2368-nucleotide messenger RNA. RefSeq names its product cell division control protein 48 homolog B. The record is from RefSeq and is a predicted model, not a curated record. Gene Ontology annotation, molecular function: ATP hydrolysis activity; ATP binding. Bases 482 to 2191 code for a protein of 569 amino acids. Lineage: Eukaryota; Viridiplantae; Streptophyta; Magnoliopsida; Lamiales; Acanthaceae. The transcript is spliced from 15 exons.